Alternaria atra is the source of this 411-nucleotide messenger RNA. RefSeq lists its product as uncharacterized. The record is from RefSeq and is a predicted model, not a curated record. Lineage: Eukaryota; Fungi; Ascomycota; Dothideomycetes; Pleosporales; Pleosporaceae. Bases 1 to 411 code for a protein of 136 amino acids. The transcript has a single exon.
AUGUUCGCAUUCCCAUUGGCUACUGCAAAUCCCGCACAAUUUUUGUCAGGUCUUAUGCAGCCGUCGAUAACGGCUAAGAUUGCCAAGGACAGAUCGAUGCUGUGUCUCAUGGGUCAGAUUAGUCCUAAACCAAAGUCGGUCGUCCGAAUGGAAGAAGUCAGGAUGAGCAUACCAGUAGCUACUCUCGUGGACUCCAGUCCGACCUACACCAACGACAACAGUAUCGAUUCUAUGCCAACACAAUACUUUCGCCUCUCUGUUCUCGAACUCACAGCGCGUUCUGCCAAGUUUCUGAAGAUAGUUGUAGCAGGCAAUAAGGUUAUCGACGCGAGUGUAAGCGCCAUCCUCUGGUCCGCACACCAUUUCAUUGUCCGAGGUGGCUGGUUGAGCUGUGAAGAGAUUGUUAGGUGA